CCCUAAAUCUAAUCUUAACCCCUCCUCUCUCUGCGGAAUCCUCGAACAAAUGACCCCAUCGUCGUAAACUCCACAAAAAACGUGCCCACGACUCUCUCUCCGUCGCCGUUAUCUCUCUCCGUCCCCUUCGUCUCGACGAUCUAUCGCCUUCUCUUUUAAAGAUGGUGAAAUGUAAUAUGUUGAGUGGGCACUGGGCACCCUUUAUAUAUGGAGUAUAAAAUAUAUUUCGUCGGAGAUGAUUACAAGAGAUAUGUCGAUGCUGCUGCUCUAGGUUUUGCUGUAGAUGGGAAGAGUUAUCAAGGGCCACAACAGACGUCAAUUCAGGCUCACCCCAUAUCCUAUACCUUCAAACCGUUAUGCUCAGGAGAAAAUUGACUGGAAGCAGGCUGUAUGUGCUGUUUGUUUGGAGGCUCCACAUAAUGCUGUUCUCCUCCUCUGCUCAUCCCAUGACAAAGGUUGCCGCCCUUAUAUGUGCGGUACCAACUUUCGCCAUUCUAACUGCCUUGACCUUUUCAAGAAAGCUUAUGCGAAGCCAGCUGUCACCACUUCCGACUCCCAAGAGAAUUUGUCAGACCUCAGUUGGCCUUCCUGCAAGAAAUCCGAGCCAACUGAGCUCUCUUGCCCUUUAUGCAGAGGUGAGGUGAAGGGAUGGACAAUAGUGGAACCAGCAAGACUUCACCUCAACAAAAAGAAAAGGAGCUGCAUGGAGGAUGGAUGCUCAUUCAGUGGCACAUAUAGAGAACUACAGAAGCAUGUGAAAGCCAAGCAUCCAAGAGCCAAGCCUCGAAAGGUUGAUCCAUUGCUCGAAGCGAAGUGGAGGGCACUUGAGAGGCAAACAGAGGAGCAAGACGUAUUGAGCACGAUAAGGUCAUCAAUGCCAAGAUCUGUUGUUAUGGGGGAUUAUGUCAUCGAUAUGGAUAGCAACAGCGGUAGCGACUUUGAUGAUUUUGACGACGAUGAUGAUGAAGAUGAUGGAUUUGAUGAUGAUGAUGACGAGGAUGAUGGAGGGGAUAGAGGAGGCGGCUUUCUAAGAAGAAGAAGGGGGAGAAGUAGUAGUGGGGAUUUUCGUCAAAGGUUUCUUUACCUUCUAUUGCAGGAGGGUGUUCGUCUGGCAAGGGCUCGUAGAGGUAUUGAAGAUGGUGGCAAUGGGGGUGGAGCUGUUAAUUAUCAGUCAGAGGAAGACAAUGUUCAUAAUGAUGUUGGUAGGAAUCAAGAAAGGCGAGUGAAUUUGAUUAGGAGAAGGCGGAGACGGGGGCGAGGUCGUGGGAGAUCUGUGUUUCAUGAUCUCAUGUGCUAAAAUUACCUUGAUGGAGCUUUGCUAGAAAGACCUAGAUAUGUUGUGUUCAGCUAGAUAGAGGAAUUGCCCAUUUUUUGGUUCCAAUGUUUAUGAUGGUAUAUUUCUCUUUUGGUUUUCGAUAUUUAAGUAGAAAGCACAUCUUCGAUUGGAUUGUUGUUAAGACAUGAUACUUAGAAGUAGGAAGGGCUUCUUACUUGGUUCUGCAUUUAUUUUCAGACAGGGUGUUGUUUAAGGAGGUGGUACUGCUGGUGUUAUUUUGUUUAGAGCUUAGUAUGAAGUCUGCAGUUGAAGAUAUUUCCAGAAAGUGGGAUAUAGGAGGUUCUCUUGCUACUAUUAGAGGGGAGAGAGAGCAAUGUCAUGGCUUUAACGAGUGAAUCUCUGUUUGAAGUUUUGUUUUUCGUCAAUACCCUCCAUUUGCAGUUCAAGCAGGACGUUCAGCUGGAUUUGUUUGUGGUUCGUGUGAUUCAUCUCUCUGGCCAGGGUAUCUAUCAGAGAGCAUUUGUCCUUUAUUCUUCGGCGUGGGAUUUGAUCUUUGUUUCAUUUUUGUGAGUAUAAAACUGCAUGAUGCCUUCAUUGCC
This is a messenger RNA of Asparagus officinalis (garden asparagus), 1875 nucleotides long. RefSeq lists its product as uncharacterized. The record is from RefSeq and is a predicted model, not a curated record. Lineage: Eukaryota; Viridiplantae; Streptophyta; Magnoliopsida; Asparagales; Asparagaceae. The transcript is spliced from 3 exons. Bases 284 to 1297 code for a protein of 337 amino acids.